Physcomitrium patens is the source of this 1476-nucleotide messenger RNA. RefSeq lists its product as uncharacterized. The record is from RefSeq and is a predicted model, not a curated record. Lineage: Eukaryota; Viridiplantae; Streptophyta; Bryopsida; Funariales; Funariaceae. Gene Ontology annotation, biological process: ubiquitin-dependent protein catabolic process via the multivesicular body sorting pathway. Gene Ontology annotation, molecular function: ubiquitin binding. Gene Ontology annotation, cellular component: ESCRT I complex.
CCCAACCUCCUUGUCUAUGUAUGUGAACUUGAAUCAGGAUCCUCACGGUCGUCGCAGUCGUAUUUUCACCACUGAGUGCUCAUUAGAGUUGGUCGCCAGGAUCGGAGCCCUGGGUGCCGCAGUUUGGUGCAACGCUCCGGUAGGCAGGGGUGCUGAAGAAUACAACGAUCUGGCUGUUGUAGGUUUGGAGUGGCGACGAUUGGGAGACGUCAUCGAUUGAUUUGGCAGUGGGAGUUUGGAGCGGAGGAUGGAAUAUGAUUAUGGACGAAGCGGGCACGGGAGUGGUGGUUAUGAGAUGGGAAGGCCGAUGUAUCAUAGUAGACAAGGGAGUAACGUGCAAGGUAGCUAUCCCCGAGUAGGGCAAUCCGCAGGGGAUGCAUUGAUGAAUCGCGGUCCGCCCCAGGCACCUCUUUUAUCGGUUCCAUCUUUCCCUUCAGGAUCAGCUAUCAAAGUGACCAUCAAACCUAUGUAUCGAUUGGGUCCACCUGCUCAACUAAGAGUGCAGAGCAGGGAGGUGCCCCGGAGCUUAUUUCAGUUCGAGUUUGAUUUAGAGCGUCGCAUCCUUGCAGAGGCGGAGCAGGGAAAUCUCAAUUUUAGAGCUGGAAGUGGGGCCACUCUAAGUCAAUCUAACUCGGAAGCUGAUCUUGCUGAAGUGGAAGAUGCGACGGUAGCCAAAUAUCUUGCCAUGGGCCAUAAUAAAGAAGCUGUACAGUAUGCUCUUCAAACUUAUGGAGACGAUCAAAACAAGGUUCUUGAUUUCUGUCCUCCUUUCAAUAGAAUUCGAGAAAUGGGGUUUGCAGCCGAUCGUGUUGCAAAGGCCUUGGCCAGCUGUAAUAAUGAUGAGGAGCAAGCAAUAUCAUCUCUAGUUUCUUAAUCUGUGUAUGAGUUCAGGUGAGAUCUCUUGAAGAUCCUUGGAGCAUUCUGUCGCACUCGUAACAAGUUCUCGGAUUGUCUCGGAGGUGGGCUUUUCAACUUGCAGGCCUUAAGUCAAGGUCUUCUUAGAAGCGACUUUCCUGCACAUGUUAAUCCAAUGAUAAAACACUUCAAGAAACUCAUCUUUUCUUGAUGUGAGUAACUAUUAGUUUCAUUAGGAUUACCUUUGCAAUUAGCGCAGUUCGGACGAUCUCAGUUUUGGACACACAUAGGUCAUAUUUCCAGAGAGCUCAUUCGGUAGCAGCGUUACCCAUAAUGAAUCAGGUUGCAGAAAUUCGUGGAGCAUUAAGUGGUACUUUCAUGGGAAGUAUGUACAUUGGAGAUGGUUAUAUUCCUUAGGUAUUCAGCGUAAUAACAAGUCUUAGAGAUUACACAUCUUUGCCACAGGCUAAGCACUUAGUUCUCAAUCUUGUGAAAUAUAGUACAAGUAUCCACUAUUGACUGUCUCCCCUUGUCUUCACUGUUGACCUUAUACUCGACUCAUUUUUGAAUUAUGAGAUUGUAUUAUGACCUAUCAUCAUGGUAUCGAAAGCGUCCUAUCUU